AUGGCUUCAUCGCCUCCUUUGGCUCUGUCUACUUUUCGCAGGCCAUUUGACAUUCAGAGAAAUGUAGGCAGCGACAUGUCCAUGAUGGCCCUUGUUCAGACAGGAUGUCCCUCGAGGUUUGCCUCAUCCAUCGAACACCGUAUCAAGGGCCUCAACACGGAGACCAUUGCCCGUAUCUGCUUGCCCACUCCCCCUUGGCUAAUGAACCCAGAAUAUGCAGCUCUUCAAUCCGGCAAAGGAAACCCUGAUGAACAUAUAUACGUGAGCCUCAAUGUUGCCCUCUACAACCAGCAGCUCGAUCCUUCGGACUGGACCGACCAAUGGUUCUUCAUGGCUGGCCGCGUCCAUCCAUAUGCCCUGACUUGGCAGACUACCCAGCUCGACGGCUUGGAGACUGAGAUUGGUACCAUUACCGAAUACACGAUUCCGGCCUUUAUUGUUCGAGAAUCAAGCUUUCAACCCAUAUUGCCUCGCAAUCUCACCUCAGUUGAUGCAUUCCCUUCUAUGCCUCCCACCGUCAGUCUCACUGGUCCCGUUAUUGGCUUUGGCCACACCCUACUGCGAGAUGAGGUCGUCUCGACCCUCGGGGACAUACAAAUGCGAUGUUGCAGCUUCAUUCAGCUCUCCUCCUUCAUCACACCAGGUGAUCCCGUGAAGCCCUUCAGAGGCUUCCACCCUUUUCAAGUCUUUAUCAUAUUCCCCAUCCACGCCAAUCCUUGGUCCACUUUGUGCAGAAAAAUGAUCGACAGGCAGGAUUCACAUUUUCAAACUGGCGCGCCAUUCACUUGUGCCGGCAAGGUCGUUGGUCUAUUGGACCACGCGAUAAUGACUCGACCACCCGAGCUCGAACGCGACCACGUCUUUAUCAUCGUUCCGGACACCUGGACAUUUCUUGACAGAAAUUCCGCCUCCGCUUCAUCAUCUGCGCCUCCGCCGUUGACUCCCACAAAGACCUCUGCUUCUGCACCAGCAUCAUUUUCGCAAGUUGCCGCAGGGUUCACAACCACCUUCAAGCAACAGAAUGGCAGCUCCAACGCACUGCCAAGCCCGGAUGCAUCACCAAAAACUGUUCGAGUUGUCGCAGCCGGGACCAAGCGCCCUCGCCAAGUCCCGUCCAAUCCACCAGAGCAAGGCAGUCCUAUCAAACAACCUCGAUUUUCUUCUCAAUCUGCAUCAAAUGUCUCGUCCACCACUUCUUCCACUGUACAACACGACUAUUCUGACCCUGAAUCCGCAAUAUUGAAGGAUCGCCCCCCUACCAAAACUGAUACUGCCUUAUUUAUAACAAGUACAACCAGCCUCGCUUCACCAACUCGUAGCAACAUCAUAGCAGCGCCCACCGAGGCUGCCAAUCGUCCUCACCGCUCAAGACAGCCAAGCAAAAAGGUCCAAGAAAGCAACGUUGGCUAA
Molecule: messenger RNA, 1410 nt
Organism: Metarhizium robertsii ARSEF 23
Lineage: Eukaryota; Fungi; Ascomycota; Sordariomycetes; Hypocreales; Clavicipitaceae
Exons: 2
Coding region: 1-1410 (469 amino acids)
Source: RefSeq, a predicted model, not a curated record